AAUAAUAAAAAACACAGAAACAAGAAGCAAUUCCUUUGCACGACAACUACAGGCUAUAAUAGCAAUGGAAAAGCAUGAAAGUGGCAAAAAGUCAGCAAAUAACCCUAGAUCCAUAGUAGACCAGACUGAAGAGGUAGAUUGGAGGAGGGAUGACCACCGGAGCAUCACCUAUCACAAACAAGCCUGCCAGUGGAGAGAAGUUGCCAAAAGGGUCAGCCACAGGCUAAGGGUUCCGGUGCUUGGCGGCUCUAACCGACCUCCAACAACUCUUCUUUCUAUCAGUUUAUGUUGCAGCAGAGAAACGAGCUCAGCCAAGGCGAGCGCCUGCGGCACUCGACAUCUCAUCAGAGGUGCUCACCUAAGCAGAGCCGGAGUAAAAGGGCCUCACCUGGCAACACACAAGGCGCUUCCAUGGCACCUUGCUUCGCCUGAGCACCUAGGCAAGCACCUCCUCGCCUUUGACUACACUGGUCAAACCUAUGGCACCUUGCAGAAACACAUAACAAGGUGCAUACAAAUAAAAAGGUGAACCAAUGCAAUCAACCAAUGAAGGUAAUUCAUUGAAGUGAAGAACACCAAUGGCAGGGCUGCUCCUUUGUGACUAGAAGGUCAUGAGUUUAAGUUAUGGAAACAGACUCUUUGCCGAAAAAAAGGGGGAGAAAGGUUGUGUACAAAUAGGAUCCUCACUCAUACGCUUGGUUUCCCCUUUCAAUGAAGAUGCAUGUAAAAUAUCUAAAACAAAUAUGUAAUCACUUCACCAAAUAGUAAAUUACAGGACCAUGAC
This is a messenger RNA of Diospyros lotus (date-plum), 784 nucleotides long. RefSeq lists its product as uncharacterized. The record is from RefSeq and is a predicted model, not a curated record. The transcript is spliced from 2 exons. Lineage: Eukaryota; Viridiplantae; Streptophyta; Magnoliopsida; Ericales; Ebenaceae. The coding region runs from base 65 to 529 and encodes 154 amino acids.